AUGUCCUCUCAGACCCCAGAUAUCUCCCCUUCUUAUGAUAAUAAUGAUGAUAUCCAUGAUCUCGCUUUUGCCAAAAGAAGGUGCUGUUGGAUACCAUGUUUAACCACAGAUCCAGUACCGUCAUCCAGUGGUACUGCUGGACCAGGAUUUUGGCAAAGAAUCAAGCCUGUAGACCGCACAACGAGCCCAGAAUCAUGGUGGUUUCGGGGAUGGAUGAGAAUCCGGGAUUGCUCAGAACUACUUGCAGGCCCCAGAUGGAAAACAUUUCUGCGGAGGUUUAAUAAGAAGCCAGGCGGUGGCACUCAAUACGGGAGAUUUCAGUAUGAUCCUUCGAGUUAUGCCCUUAACUUCGACCAGGGUUCAAGACGACGUCCCGAGGAUGAUGAUCUUAUGGACAGGAACUUCUCAUCCAGGUACUCCCUCCCGCCUUCUCGUAAGUCAUCUAUUGAUUUCGACAAGGAGGGGUUGUUGAUCACAUGA
Messenger RNA from Populus trichocarpa (black cottonwood), 480 nucleotides. RefSeq lists its product as uncharacterized. The record is from RefSeq and is a predicted model, not a curated record. The transcript has a single exon. Lineage: Eukaryota; Viridiplantae; Streptophyta; Magnoliopsida; Malpighiales; Salicaceae. Bases 1 to 480 code for a protein of 159 amino acids.